CACAUGCUCGCGCACUUCAGUGGUGAGAGAGAUCGAGAAAGAGAGAGAGAGAGAGAGGAAGAGGGAGUGAGUAGCGUAGCAGAGACUCAUUAGUCAGUAGUGACCAGUUCCCAUACACAGGUUCCCUUCCUCUUUAGCUAAAAUGUCCAAGUUGGACCAGAUCCUCGUUCUCGAGCCCCCUUCCGACCUCAGAUUUAAAGGUCCAUUCACAGAUGUCGUCACGACCAACCUCAAGCUGAAGAACCCCUCAGACAAAAGAGUGUGUUUCAAAGUCAAGACGACGGCGCCGCGCCGGUAUUGUGUACGGCCCAACAGCGGCGUCAUCGAAGCGGGAGCCGCCGUCAACAUCUCUGUUAUGCUACAGCCCUUUGACUAUGACCCCAAUGAGAAGAGCAAACACAAAUUCAUGGUGCAGACAAUCUUCGCCCCACCCAAUGUCUCUGACAUGGACUCUUUGUGGAAAGACGCAAAACCCGAUGACCUCAUGGAUUCCAAGUUAAGAUGCGUCUUCGAGCUGCCUUCUGAAAACGAUAAGAUGAAUGACGUGGACGUGAGCAAAUCUGCCCCGGUGAUGAACUCUGCCAAGGCUGAGCCGCCCUCAGCCGCGACAGCAACACCAGCACCCGCCGCCACCAAUACGGCCACUGCCUCUGCUUCCUCAUUGGAUGACAGCGAGAUGAAGAAGUUGCUGGAGAAGUGUAAGCGGUUGCAGGCGGAGAUGAGCAAAAUCGCUGAGGAGAACCGACACUUAAAGGACGACGGCGCGCGCAUGAGGAAGGUGGCACGCUCGGAUCACGCAACCUCCAACUCGGCCGCCUCCCUGCCCUCUCUCCUGGUGGUCAUCGCGGCCAUCUUCAUCGGCUUCUUCCUAGGGAAGUUCAUCUUGUAGACUCGUGGGUCGGCGGUGGCGUCUCCGCCCUUCUUUCCCUCAAAUCAAGUGUUUGUCUUGACAUCGCCAUAUCACUGCUAGCGUGAGCUUCCAGGCCAACACGCGUGUACGACAAAGGCGCUGCCUUUUCUUUCUUGUUUAUUUUUAACUUUCACACACGGUUAAAUGCGCACACGCGUUCGGAAAGCAAAGGCAAAGACAAAGGGAUUGUGUUCUUUUUUUUUUCUCCCCCUUAGAUGGCUUCAGGUCAUGUGACGGAAAGUUAACUGUCAGUCCACAAGGAAG
Messenger RNA from Syngnathus acus (greater pipefish), 1174 nucleotides. RefSeq names its product VAMP (vesicle-associated membrane protein)-associated protein A, like (gene vapal). Gene Ontology annotation, cellular component: endoplasmic reticulum membrane; plasma membrane. The transcript is spliced from 6 exons. The record is from RefSeq and is a predicted model, not a curated record. Gene Ontology annotation, molecular function: FFAT motif binding. Lineage: Eukaryota; Metazoa; Chordata; Actinopteri; Syngnathiformes; Syngnathidae. Gene Ontology annotation, biological process: neuron projection development. The coding region runs from base 143 to 889 and encodes 248 amino acids.